Bombina bombina (fire-bellied toad) is the source of this 924-nucleotide messenger RNA. Its product is annotated as olfactory receptor 472-like. Gene Ontology annotation, molecular function: olfactory receptor activity; G protein-coupled receptor activity. Gene Ontology annotation, biological process: G protein-coupled receptor signaling pathway. The record is from RefSeq and is a predicted model, not a curated record. The transcript has a single exon. Bases 1 to 924 code for a protein of 307 amino acids. NCBI's taxonomy places the organism in Eukaryota, Metazoa, Chordata, Amphibia, Anura, Bombinatoridae. Gene Ontology annotation, cellular component: membrane.
AUGCUUCAUGAUAACCAGACUGUAAUUACAGAGGUUUGGAUAGAAGGACUUCAGGAUCUAAAUGGAAUCAGAAUAUUUCUCUUCCUUAUAAUCUUUACUGUUUAUACUGUCAUCCUAGCUGGGAACAUGCUUGUAAUAUCAAUGGUAAUAUCAAAAAGCAACCUCCAUACACCAAUGUACUUCUUCCUUAGUAACCUGUCAAUUUCUGAAUUAAUUUUUACCACAAAUAUAGUUCCAAAAUUCUUGCAGAUUUUGUGGGCAAGGAAAUGCAAAAUCCCUCUAACUGAAUGUUUAACACAGUUGUAUAUUUGUGGCUCUAUAGCAGCAACAGAAUGUUUUCUACUUGCUGCAAUGUCAUAUGAUCGUUAUGUAGCCAUAUGUAACCCUUUACACUACAAUUAUUUCAUGAGCUUCAGCAUUUGUUACCAAUUGGCUGCCUGGUGUUGGAUAGGUGGCUUUUCCUAUAUGUUGACUACUCUCAUUUUAGUUUGCCAAUUGCACUUCUGUGGUCCAAAUAUAAUUGAUCAUUUCUUUUGUGACUUUGCUCCAAUGUUGGAGAUUUCUUGCUCAGAUGUUUCAAUAGUACAACUGGAGGUAUUUAUUUCUAGUUCAUUGGUAACACUUUUUCCAUUUACUUUCAUUAUUGGAACUUAUGUUUAUAUAAUUCUUACAAUCCUUAAAAUUCCAACUACGACCGGGAGACAAAAAUCCUUUUCAACUUGUAGUUCUCACCUAACUAUUGUAACAAUAUUUUAUGGCACACUUAUUACUGUUUAUGUGAUACCUUCUAGGGGAAAGUCAAACACCAUUAAUAAGAUUUUGUCUCUGAUGUACACAAUUGUGACACCAAUGUUUAACCCAGUUAUAUACAGCCUGAGGAAUCAAGGAAUAAGAAAAGCUAUAGUGAAAGAUUUAAACAUAUAG